AUCCAGGCGGGGCUCAGUUUGGUGUCCGGCAACGGCCAGUGCAUCAUCUAGCCCUAGACAACAUGCGGACACCCAGAAACCAACAGGACCCAACUCUAAGACUAGUGAGAAACCAGGACCUGACGCACUUUACGCACGGGAAAGCCCAGUGGAAAUGCAGCCAGGGCGAAUCAUGCUACUGACACCGCUGGGUCUGGUAUAACGUUUUCGUUGAAAGUGCUUUGAAUGUGCGUUUUUUUUGUUGCCUUGAUAAAACAGUGAAGGGCUUACGUUCCAUUCAGACGCGUGUCAUGGACUCUAAAGUUACGCAGCGAAACUCUCCACUGGCUCAGGGCAUCAACUUUCCUCUCUCAGACUGCAAUCACCGGUUGCUAUGGUGACUAAAUUCCAGCCAGCUGAAACUUUUUGAGGCAUUUUUUUCGCGGAGUUUGAGAAACAGAUCACCGGGUUGGAACGCGUGCGUGACGACGGGCGCUGGACUACGGGGUGCCACGGGACUCCACACGCACACACACACACUUACACCGACAUCCCGGGGGGAAACGGAUGAUCGUUUCUACCGUAUAAGGAUUCUACUUGUUAUAUUGUACUCUAUAUCACUUGGAACUAUUGUUACCAGAUAGAGAUAUGGAUAACUCGUACUGUUUCCUUGCCAUGUCCAUGCUGGUUCUGUCCCUCGGGUUUAGGAUAGAGGAGGGCAUGUGCCAACACUACUACCUCCUCCGUCCCAUCCCCAGCGACACUCUCCCUAUUGUGGAGCUCAAAGAGGACCCAGACCCUGUCCUGGAUCCGAAAGAACGGGACCUGAACGAGACCGAACUAAGAUCCAACUUGGGUAGUCACUUCGACCCCCACUUCAUGUCCAUCACCCCGCCAGAGGACAAGUACUCAGGCAACGAGGACCUGGGCGACUCGGAGAUGCGUCAGAAGCCAUCCGUCGCGAUGCCCAAAGAGAUCAAAGCCAUUGAGUUUGAGAUCCAGCAAGGCAAGAAGCACAAGCCCAGUAAAAAACUCAGAAGAAGGCUGCAACUGUGGCUGUGGUCUUACACCUUCUGUCCAGUUGUUUAUACAUGGAACGACCUCGGGAACAGAUUCUGGCCGCGCUACGUGAAGGUGGGGAGCUGCUACACUAAGCGUUCUUGUUCGGUCCCUGAAGGGAUGCUUUGCAAACCUGCCAAAUCGGCCCAUUUUACGAUCUUAAGAUGGAGGUGCCUGCAGAGAAAAGGAGGUCUGAAAUGUGCUUGGAUACCAGUUCAGUACCCCAUUAUAUCUGAGUGCAAAUGCUCCUGCUCGAACUGAAAUAAACUGAAAUGAUUUUUUUUAUUAUUAUUUCUUUAAAAAAAAAAUCAUAGUUACAUGAAUGUUUUUUAUAUGCACUGCCAAGUGUAAGAAUGUAUAUUUUAUGUGUGUGUGUGGCGCCAUUUAAUGUUAUGAUGACACACUUUGUAGAAAGGUCAGUAAUUAUUAUUACAAUAUAACCAGCAUCUACUGUAUUUGUUGAACAUAUCUUGAAUGUGAUGUAUCUUUAUAUUUAUAUUGAAGAAGAGCACUUCGCAUUGCGAACCAUUAAAAUACUAUUAUUGAAGGACUUAACAGCUAUUUUCCAUUGUUUGGGAAGAACAAAUAAAUACGUGUUUUUUUUUUUUACCUCUGAUGUGGCAAAAUUAGCCCAAAUGUAAAUUGAGCUUGUGGAAACUGGAUAAAGGGAAAGUUGGUGGGUAAAUAAUGUAAAAUAAGAGUAACUGCCAACCUAUUUAUGCUUUAUGUUUCAUGUAGCCACAGUUCAAAUAAACCCACACAGAUGACACUUGG
Messenger RNA from Oncorhynchus tshawytscha (Chinook salmon), 1812 nucleotides. RefSeq names its product noggin-3. The coding region runs from base 628 to 1299 and encodes 223 amino acids. Gene Ontology annotation, biological process: negative regulation of BMP signaling pathway; negative regulation of cell differentiation; dorsal/ventral pattern formation. The record is from RefSeq and is a predicted model, not a curated record. Lineage: Eukaryota; Metazoa; Chordata; Actinopteri; Salmoniformes; Salmonidae. The transcript has a single exon.